ACAACUUUCAAGUGGACAUCUUCUCAGACAUACAUUCCGUUACUAUGGAGAAAGUUGUCUGCAGCUGCGCUAGCUGUAACGAAUACUUGGCCGAAUUUUUUAACCGGUGGAUUAAGAUUGGCAAAAGUUAUAUCAGUCCUGUCAUUGACACUGAUGAAAUCUUUCCCGGCGCGCCUACAGGCGCAGUACGACUCGGGGAAAAGGAGACACUGGUUGAGAAUUGCCAUCUCCAAGACAUAGCGUGCAGUUGUGAUGCUAUUGUUGGGCUUAGGUGUUUAGACACACCAGUCAAUCAUGUUCUACACGAUGGCCAAUUGUUUCUACGGCUCUCUUCAAUCAAGACUAGAGCCGUGAAUGAUCACAAACUUGUUGACAUAAAGAUUCAGAGAACGUUGAAGCUUAGGGAAGCUUCACAUAGUGGAUCCACGACUGCUAACACCCCUCCAGCCUCUGAGGACAGUGCCAAUAUGCCCAUGGAUCAUGAUGGCCCCUCAGAAAUCCAUGGCCAUCUCCUCGAUCACAUCCAGGAUCAACUAGACGCACAGAGAGAAGAAACCCAGAGAUUGAAUCGAGCUGGGUUUCAGAUGGCCUCUUCUUUUGACAAUGCUGUGCUCCGCAUUGAAGGCGAAAUCAAGAAGUUAAAAGAUGGUAUGGGUGACUUAAGAGAUGAGCGAGAGACCAAUUGUAAUAAGAUUGAUGCUAUUGAUGACAACGUUGCGCAGCUCCGAAUCAUUGUCGAUGAUGUGAAGAAUGCGUCGCAAAACAAAUCGGCAUACACUCGUCUUGAUGAAGAGCUCGCCUCCGCAAAGCAGGCAAUCGCAGACGUGCGCUUAUCUCUGAACAACGAGCUUGAUAAAUCAACCAAAAGGCACCAACGAAAGCACGAGACAUUAACUUCGGACCUCAAUGCUGUCCGGCUCAAUUUAGGGGCUAUGCGGGAUGAAUUAGAUGGAACUAAGAAGACCAUCAAUAAAAGGAUAUCAGCAGAAAAUAUUCAUGGUACCGAAAUAGCUUCGCUCAGAGCUGAACUGAAAGAGCUUAGAGAAGAGUUGGCCAAAGAACGAUCACAGAAAACAUUCCCGAGAGGGUCUAUGUUCCCAUCACGGGAGAUCGACAUACUUACAACUAAUAUCACCAAGAUUGGUCAAAGAGCAAACCAGAUUGAAACUCUUCAGAUGGCAUUUGAGCUUCUCAAGGAGCGAGUUCAAAGGAUGGAGAAGGGCUCAACAUCUAAUGAUCAAGAUGCUUCAGAGACGGGGAACCAAAACAGGCAUUCGAUUGAUUUACUACCUGAAGUAUCUAGGCGGAAAAGGAAACAUAGUCCCCGACCAGAGGAAACUACCGACUUACCCACGCCACAAACCACUUCGUCAAGUAAGAAGCCGACGCGACAGUUGAGGUCCAAUUCCCCGUUGAGUAACCAUGGUUCCUUGUGGUCUUCGCCGCGAGCUAAAGCCCAAACAUCAGAUGCUCAGACAGCUGAUUCUCCACGGCUCACUAAAUCAGGCGCAGUUGAUAAAAGGUCUAUGAGGAGACUCACUCGACUUGCGGCAUCACAGAACACAGGCUCAAAUGACUAAGAUUCUAUCUCUUGUCAACG
Messenger RNA from Annulohypoxylon truncatum, 1600 nucleotides. RefSeq lists its product as uncharacterized. The coding region runs from base 45 to 1580 and encodes 511 amino acids. The record is from RefSeq and is a predicted model, not a curated record. The transcript has 3 exons. NCBI's taxonomy places the organism in Eukaryota, Fungi, Ascomycota, Sordariomycetes, Xylariales, Hypoxylaceae.